UUUCAGAUUGUUGUAGUUCCCAGGAAACUAUAACGUCAUGCUCAUCUUCCACCCCAUCAUCAUCUUGUACUCCAUCACCAUGCUGUUCUGUCAGCUCAUUAUUGACGUUCUCGUGGUGCACCACUUUGUCGGACGCCGAAUCCCUCCAGCUGGGCAGGUAGUGGCUAUCAUUGAGGAGACAGACAGCGAGGAGAAUACAGAGGAGUAGGACGCUUGCUUUAUUAAUUUUUUAAUUUAUUGGUUUUUUAUUUAUAUAUUUGAAAUUGAUUAAAUACAUAUGUUAAGUUGUACAAAAUAAAGCUUACAACUUAA
Caenorhabditis elegans is the source of this 312-nucleotide messenger RNA. RefSeq lists its product as uncharacterized. Bases 38 to 208 code for a protein of 56 amino acids. NCBI's taxonomy places the organism in Eukaryota, Metazoa, Nematoda, Chromadorea, Rhabditida, Rhabditidae. The transcript is spliced from 2 exons. The record is from RefSeq and is marked reviewed.